GGGCUUCUCUCGUCUGCAGCACAGCAGGCUCACGUGCUUCCUCUAGUCAGGGUGAAAGGAGAAGUUGCAGUCUAGAGCUAAGACGUGCUGAGACCAUCCAGCCAGUCUGCCCAGUCCUUUUCCUUCUGGCUGACACCAUCAUGCUACCCCAGAUAUUCUCUUUAAGCCUCAUACUACUUUUCACAGGUGCUGUAGUUUCUUAUACGCAAGUGAGUGGAGUAGUGGGUUGGCCGGUCACACUACCCUGCACCUAUUCAGUAACAAAUGGAGCGGUCACAUCCAUGUGCUGGGGUAGAGGGGCAUGUCCUACAUCUCGGUGCUCAGAGCAGCUCAUCUGGACUGAUGGAUCCCGUGUCACCUUUCAGAAGGACAUGCGUUAUACGCUAAAGGGGAAUAUUUUGCAAGGGAAUGUGUCUUUGACCAUAGAGAAUGGUACUGAGGCUGACAGUGGCCUCUAUUGUUGCCGUAUUGAGCACUGGGGAUGGUUCAAUGAUAGGAAGAUCACCCUAUCAUUGGAGGUUAAACCAGUCACUACUUCAUCUUCUUCAACUCAGCAAACAGAAAUCCAGUCUACAACACUACAGGGAACAAGAACACAACCCACCAGCUCACCUUCCUUGUAUUCUUGCCCAACAGAUGGGAAUGGCACCAUGACACAGUCUUCAGAUGGCCUUUGGCAUAACAAUCAAACUCAAGUAUUCCCAGCACAAAAUCCAUGGAUGACCACCACGAAAGGAAUAUAUAUUGGAAUCUUUGUUUCUGCCUUGGUGUUGCUUGCUGUUUUUGUUGUCAUGCUCAUCAAAAAGUAUUUCUACAUUAAAAAGAAAAUGCAACCACUAAGUAUGGUUUCAUUUAAUGCCCCUCAAACUGGAGCUCCGCAAACUGCAAAUAAAGUGCGAGUCCGAGCAGAAGACAAUGUCUACAUUAUUGAGGACAAUCUUUAUGUUAUGGAAUAAGACCUGGUGCGGCUCUCCAAUGUGGCAUGGUGAUUGCAGAAGACACUUACCAGAUGUCACCAUGCUGGAUACCCGUUAAGUCCAGGACCAUUUUUCUGUGUCAGUUUCAUUCGACAUUCCAACAUGUCAGCGACAGGGCCUGGGAGACCCUAACUGAAAACUGUGUAGUGUCAAUGUCAUUGUUAAUUCAGUGCUAAUUUGUAUACUAAAACUGUCUCAAUCUUUCUGGUCAUUGCAGAGUUCUCUCUCAAACAAGAACAUUUUUGAGUUAUUUGUUCCCUCUAGACCCUGUGACUCAUGUAUCCAUCAAAGAAAAUGGUAACUGGAAGUACAGGAAAUGAUUGUCCUGGUCUCCAAAAUGAUCAAGAGGAGGGGACUAGAACUUAAAAAUCAGAAAAUCCAAUUUGAGAUUCAUUUUGGAAGCAUUUGUUGAUUACUUUUUUUUAUUGUAAUAUCAAAUGUUGCAUUUCUUAGGUCCUUCAAGGGUUUCAAAUCACAGGAGUGCACAUGUCUUUAUUUUUCUGUAGACUGGUAGGAGUUUAAUAUCACCAUUACAGAUAUAUCUACUUUCUUAACAGCCCUGGAUGCAUUAAGUGCUUGAUCCCUGGAUCAGGAAGCCCAUUUUAACAAUCAGAUGACACUAUAGUAGUGAGUAUGGACAAAAUAGAUACUAAAGGAAGGAAAUAAUUGACGCUGUGAUUUUACAUGUUUGUGCUAUUUCUACUACACUUGUACCACCUGCAGUGCAGAGUGUGUGAUCCUGGGCCUGGCUGGGGGAUUGCCUGCCUAGCCCAUGCAGGAGGUUAGGAGGGCAUGGCACGCCAUGCCUUCCCCAGUGGCCUGACUGCGGGCAGGCAGCAGGAGCCCCCGGCGCAUUUCCCCCACCCAGCUCCAUGUUGAAGGGUCUUGUAAUUAUCAACCAGGUAAACAGCUCCCAGGUGUGGGCCAGGCCCAUUAGGCCCACCUGGAAAGCUACCGUAGCCCUCGUGACCUUCAAGCUGGUUGGAGAAGCUUAGCGGCACCAGUAUCGGCUCAUCCUAUAGAAUUAGUGUUGCGCUAAAUUAGCUACGCCCCCUCUGCCUGUCCUUUA
Messenger RNA from Lepus europaeus (European hare), 2046 nucleotides. RefSeq names its product hepatitis A virus cellular receptor 1 (gene HAVCR1). The transcript has 7 exons. Gene Ontology annotation, molecular function: phosphatidylserine binding; virus receptor activity. The record is from RefSeq and is a predicted model, not a curated record. The coding region runs from base 141 to 956 and encodes 271 amino acids. Gene Ontology annotation, biological process: phagocytosis, engulfment; positive regulation of mast cell activation. Gene Ontology annotation, cellular component: cell surface. Lineage: Eukaryota; Metazoa; Chordata; Mammalia; Lagomorpha; Leporidae.